Sclerotinia sclerotiorum 1980 UF-70 is the source of this 456-nucleotide messenger RNA. RefSeq lists its product with no specific name. NCBI's taxonomy places the organism in Eukaryota, Fungi, Ascomycota, Leotiomycetes, Helotiales, Sclerotiniaceae. Bases 1 to 456 code for a protein of 151 amino acids. The transcript is spliced from 2 exons. The record is from RefSeq and is a predicted model, not a curated record.
AUGAGCACCCUCUUCUGCUGCGACUCUCCCAGGCCUUUUCGUCCCCAGAAACUCCUCCAUCAACAAAAGUUCACAGACUUCAAGACUUGGGCCGACUAUCCACGAUCAUCUUUCACCACUACCACCGACGACUUAGGGGACAACUCAAACCCCAUCGCUUCCACAACACCAUAUGCCGUACAGUUUGUCCGACAAGUAAAUUACGGUCCUCUUGAAUCCAAACGCUACUUUAUCCCCAGUGAAAAUUCCUCAGGGGAAUUCACAGAGAUCACUGAACAACAUCUCAUCAAAGCUAAUUAUCAGAAAUUGAACUCAUAUAAAAACUUCAAAUGUACUCUGCAUAAUAAAUUUUUUGAAGUCAAUUUGUAUCAGAAGGAUCCGGUGAAUGCACAUUACUGGCGUGCGAAUGUUGCGAGGCCGGCUGGAGAUAUCGAUCUUGAUGCAAAUGAAGGCUAA